AGAAAGAAUAGCCACAUAUGUAGAACAUCAGCUCACAAGCUUUGUCAAUAUUCUGAUGGUGUGUGUGUGAGUGUAAAUAUUUCAGGCAUAAAACUAAGUUAUGUGCGUACCUACGCUAACAUUCUAGGACGAAGACAAGGGCACAAUACUGUGUGUUCUUGUCUAUUUCUACACAAUUUCUACCCCUGUGCACAUUUUGUUACAUUUAUUAUAGUAACAGAUUUCUGAAUAAAGAGUGAAUGUAGAAAGCCGAGCAACACAUCCAAGUCCUAAAUCAACAACAUUGCCCGAAGCAACAACACAACUUCAAUCAUAUGUUACCACUGCUCAACUGCAAAGUCAGACCCUUCAGGAAAAUAUAAAAACUUUGGAAGACAGUGUUUCAAACAAAGUUCUUCUAAUAGAAGCUCUAGAGGAAAUGCUGAGAAUGGAAAUAAUCCAUCAAAGAACUCGAACAAAAGAUCACUUGAAACGUCAAACACUACACAGUAAGCUAACUGAAGCUGAGAUUGCAAGCACUGAACAGCAGUUGCAAGCAAUUGUCACUGAGAACUUGCACAUAUGUAAGUUACACUAUAUUCUUAAGAUGGCCAAAGAUCUCCAGUUAGAGUGCAUUUGGAUGAGAGAACACCAAAAAGGACCUAAGAUGGAUAUGGUAGAAGUCAGCAGGAUCAGAGAGAAUCUGGCUACACAGUGGUCUAAUGAUCAGAAAAUGGAGGAGGAACACAAAGAGUAUUGUGACAUGAUUUUAUCAAAAACGGAAUUACUGUCAAGACAAGUGGAAAAGAGAUUGAAACAGCUUGAUCAUGUUUACAAUGAACAGCUUUUUGAAGAACCUGAGACUCUAGCUGCAUCACACCUUUAAACUGCUGUUAUACUGUAUAAUAAAGUACAACAUGUUCUUAUGGUUUUACUGUACUAACACCAAUGUUGUAAUAUGGAGUCUGUCAUUGUUGUGUAGAGGUAUGGUCUACUGUGACAAGGUUUACCAGUCUAUGUUUUCAAACU
Messenger RNA from Geodia barretti, 1008 nucleotides. Lineage: Eukaryota; Metazoa; Porifera; Demospongiae; Tetractinellida; Geodiidae. The record is from the annotation of a GenBank genome assembly.